AAUGAGGAAACUUUAUUAGCUGUUGCAACGUUUAGUACGGUUUAGUGGUCUAGUUACUUAAAAAAAAUGAACAUAACCUCGCAUGUACAACGCGUGAAAUUUUUGUACAAAACUAUCCUGAAACUUCACCGUGGCUUACCGUUGGAAAUUCAACCUCUUGGCAAUGAUUACGUUCGUGAUGAAUUUAGGAGGCAUAAAAAUUGCAACCCUGCAGAGGCUCAAGUUUUCAUGACAGAAUGGGCUGAUUAUGCUACAAAACUUGCCGAACAACUGGGACUUAGAGGACCACAGCAAGCCAAAAAAUUAGGCAUAGAUUUGGACCAGGAGGCCAUUGAGAAAAUGAGAGAUGAGCAAAUACAGCAACUCUAUGAAUUGAUGAUGACGGCAACUGGGAAACAUGAUGAAAAGAGUGAAGAUACUUAAUCUUAGGUGCACUGGGUUGUUACCCUCUGAAUGUAAAAAAUAUAACCAAGUUAGGUGAGCAAGAACUAGUACGCAACAGUAAAUCUUCGUGGCAUGACAAGUACAAGGACAGUGCUUGGAUAUUCGUUGGAGGCUUACCGUAUGAUUUAACUGAGGGAGAUGU
Diprion similis is the source of this 586-nucleotide messenger RNA. It is a transcript of the gene Sdhaf3, whose product is annotated as succinate dehydrogenase assembly factor 3, mitochondrial. The transcript is spliced from 3 exons. Gene Ontology annotation, cellular component: mitochondrial intermembrane space; mitochondrion. Bases 67 to 423 code for a protein of 118 amino acids. The record is from RefSeq and is a predicted model, not a curated record. Gene Ontology annotation, biological process: succinate metabolic process; mitochondrial respiratory chain complex II assembly. NCBI's taxonomy places the organism in Eukaryota, Metazoa, Arthropoda, Insecta, Hymenoptera, Diprionidae.